This is a messenger RNA of Meloidogyne enterolobii, 940 nucleotides long. Lineage: Eukaryota; Metazoa; Nematoda; Chromadorea; Rhabditida; Meloidogynidae. The record is from the annotation of a GenBank genome assembly.
ACAAAGCCGACGAGAAUUGUUUGGGGCUAAAAAGGAAAUUGAGCAACUUCGUAUUGUUAACCAAAAUUUUGUUGACAAAUCUUCUCAAGAACAAACUCUAGUUAACACAACAUACACAAAGUCCACAGAAAUGCCUGUGCCAAAAAAUCGAAAGAGGACUGCCGACGAACAACAUAAAAAUUAUUGUAGCGAAAGAGAUGGCUCGCCACCAGAAAAAAUUUUGAAGCCUCACAAAAAGGAGAACAGUCGAUUACUUGGUGUCAGAAAUACUCGUAUCUCCAGCUCUUGUGACGAUUUGAGCAAACUUCGACGUGAUUUAUCGCCACCAUUUAUCGACGACAAUCCAUUCGGCACUGAACAUGUUUUUGAGACAAAAAGGAAUUUUUUGCGUAUUCAUUGUGGACGUUGUGAAGUGGCAAUUCGUUUUGGUGUUAACUACGUUAAAUGUCAACGUUGUAAAGCCACAUUUCAUGAACAAUGUCGGAGGCAAGCUCCUCUUCCUUGUGUUGUUCGAAUUAUGACGCCAAAACCAGCUGGACCUAAAUCUGGACGUCCUAGACUUGGUGAUUUCUGUGCUGAUUGCCGUCCAAUGGUUCCUCCAUUAAUUACUUAUUGUACUUAUCAUUUGGAUAACUGCCCAGACUUGCCUUUUGAAGAUAUUUAUUCUAAUUGCGGUAUUGCUCGAGAGGUUGAAUUAAUUGCUAAACUUUUUCAGUCCAAUAAAAGUUUUCCAAAAUUGGACAAUUAUAGUGUUCUCAGUGUUGCUGGUUGUGUCAGAAAUUUUUUGGCACAAGUUCGAGAGCCUGUUAUUCCUUUCACUUAUGGAAAGGAUAUUAUUAAAUGCCAAGAGAAUACGAGUAAUGCCGGCAAUUUAAAUAGCUUAAUUGGGGAUUUACCAACUGUAUAUAUUUUAGAUUUUAUUUUAAAAAAUAUUUAGGCA